AUAUUAACUAGAGCAACAGAAGUAAUGCCGUGAGUCACGAAAUCGGACGCCGUGUUGUGGACCUCAGCUGAGUCCAGAAGAAGGCCAGACAUUGCUUGACAUUUUUACCCGUAUAUCCCAAACAAGAUGGAAGACGUUACUCAGAGCGAGGAGCAUCAGUUUGUGGUGGAUGAGGUGAGCACCAUCAUCAAGGAGAGCAUCGAGACAGUGAUCGGCGGCAAUGCUUACACCAGUGCCAAGGUCAACAAUUGGACCUCGCAGGUGGUGGAGAACGUGCUGGGUAACCUGUCCAAGCUCAACAAGGCAUUCAAGUAUAUUGUAUCAUGUGUCAUCAUGCAGAAGAAUGGUGCUGGUCUACACACGGCCAGUUCGUGCUACUGGAACAAUGACACGGACGGGUCUUGCACUGUGCGCUGGGAGAAUAAGACUAUGUUCUGUAUCGUCUCUGUGUUCGGCCUGGCUCUCUAAGGCUACCACCACUACGCUUAAGUCUUCAUCUUUCUCCCAGCUCAUCUCUCUUUACCUUUCUCUUCCUUCAAUCAGCAUCAUUCUGGAAUAUUCUUUGCCAAAUUUUUCAUCUUCCCUUUCUCUAUCUCUGUGAUUAGUGUAAUUCUUUGGUAUUUUUUUUAAUCAAAGUUUUCAUCCUCUUCCUUUGUUCUUUCUGUAACUCCCUAAUCCUUUUUGUUUCAUUUUUUUGUCAUCCAUUUCCUUUCUCUUCUUUGUAUUAGUGUAGGUAAUUCUGUGAUCCUUAAUUUCUUACAUCCAUUUUCUCCCUUCAUUGUAGAUCUGGGAUUUUCUUACCUUUAUUUAUUUGUUUUUCAUAUGUAAGUUUUGAUGUGUUUAGUUACUCCCAGUUUACAAUGACACAUUUUAUCUUCUUAACAUACUUUCUCCUUCCUAUUUUAUGUUUCUGUCAUUGUCAAGAUCUACACCUGGUAGGAUAUUAUGAUUUACUAAUCUGUCCAUGUAGGUAUUUAAUGAGAGGCAUCUAAGUAUGUCUGGUAAUCUGUUUGUGUGUGUGUAUGAUGAAAGGUAUGUGAAUGGGUGAGAUGAGAUGCAAACAAUAUUACCUAAUUUCACCUGAUGUGAGAUUGGAGUGUCAGAGGAUCGCAUGACCUGACCCCCUCAUCUCCCAGUGUGCUGUGGAGGUGUAGAGAGUUAGUCAGUGUGUGCCUCUUUGGUCUCUGAAGCUUGGGUCAGGCAGGGUUAGGUCAGGUCAAGUGUUAUGCCUGCCAGAUUUUUUCUUUUUACUAAUUUAAGAAAAGAAACAGGUUGAGAAUGUUAACUCUAAGAUUCUAAAAGGUGGAGUUAGUGCUGACAUUUGUAAUUUAUUAACACUUUCAUGCCAAUAUGACACAAAAGUACCAUAGUUUCUUGCAUUACCAUCCUCUAAUACACAUGUUAUUUUUAGUUUCCAUUAACUUUUAAGGAUGUAACCAUUAUCACACCUUAACAGGCUUGCAUGGAUUUUGUAAUAUUCUUCUCUUUUGGCAGAAUGUAAUUCUUUCUCAUAUAGAGGCAUGUGUGUGUUCCUAAACCCAGAGUAUUCCUUGCAGAUCCUACCAUUCCAGAUAAAGAGUUCUCAACCUGUCAUUGUGAAGGAAUGAAACGUGUAGUCUGUAGCUAGGUAAAUUUUUGGACAUGCCUUAUGAAGAUGCACUUAUUAGACAUUAUGAACAUUAGACAAAAUGAUUGACGAUGAUAUGAAUCUAAACACAACCUUUGACAUGACUGUUACAUGAAGCCAGUGCACUUAUUGUCUUUUAAUCAUUAGUCAUUAUUAUAUACUGUAUGUACUUUACACAAAAUGAUGGACAGUGUUGUGAAUCUUAACAUAACCCCUAAAUGACAACCAUUACACCAUUAGUUGUCUCUCCAUCGUUUACAGUACAGUGACGAUAACUCGGAUAACACAACUGGAGCAAGCAUAACCUGUCAUCUAAUUGGUUACAUUGUGUGUGCAAAUUUUGACGGUUUCCAUAUUAUGAAUAUUGACUUUUUUUUUUUUUUUUUUUUUUUUUUGAUGCAUUUGAAUAUAUUGUUGAAUUAUUAUUUUUUUUUAGUGAUGUAUGUUGCUACUAUUAUUUAUGAUAAUUGAAAUAUUACUAUUAUUAUCAUUAUCAAUAAAACAGGAAAUACCAUA
Molecule: messenger RNA, 2143 nt
Organism: Portunus trituberculatus (swimming crab)
Lineage: Eukaryota; Metazoa; Arthropoda; Malacostraca; Decapoda; Portunidae
Gene: Dlc90F
Product: dynein light chain Tctex-type 1-like
Exons: 3
Coding region: 127-468 (113 amino acids)
Biological process (GO): microtubule-based movement
Cellular component (GO): cytoplasmic dynein complex; cytoplasm
Molecular function (GO): dynein intermediate chain binding
Source: RefSeq, a predicted model, not a curated record